GUGGCCGCCCGCCUUCGGCAUUGUUGCCCCUCCGUGUCUUGCGCCGCCUGCUGAUGUUUAAUCGCCCACAGACCUGAGAGAGCCCGCGUCUCGAGGCGUCAAGCGGAGCCGUUCCCCCGACGACCUCGGGGACGCAGGGCCGCCCGGCUCAGCCGGUGAUGACGGUAUGUCGUGUGUCCGUGUCUGAUCUCUGUGUAGCGGCGCCUUUCCUCGACCAGAUCGACCCAUUUCCGCGUUACACCCCCCUUGGUCGUGCGACCCCGUGUGUAGGAUAUGGGACCACAGGCUGACGUCGCCGUCGCGCGUGCCGCAGGUGGCGACAAGCCGAGGAAAAGAGGAAGACCGAUGAAGUCCAGACCGUCCGGGGGGGUCCCCGAGAGUGCCCCGGUACCGGUCCCAACCCUCCCGCCCACUCCGCAGACGGUCCCUCCGCAGACGCCCCAGAGCCAAAAUGCACCCCUGCCCGCCCAGACGCCCACCUAUGUGCCGCCUCAGACGUCGCCGCCUAAAUCGACCCCGACGAAAUCGACUCUGAAGGCGCUCCCGACCGUGCGCGACCACACGACGGACCAGCUCGGCCCCGGCGGAGACGAAUACCUGCCGCGCGAGAUUGACGAGGCCGGCGAGAAGAAGGUGCUGCCCAACGGCCAGCUGACGGGAAACCGCGAGUACCGCUGCAGGACCUUCCUCGUCCCGAACCGCGGCGACAAGCUGUUCAUGCUCGCCACCGAGUGCGCGCGCGUGCUCGGAUAUCGAGACUCGUACCUGCUCUUCAACAAGAACAGGUCGCUCUACAAGAUCAUCGCGAACCAGGUCGAGAAGGACGAUUUGGUGGCCCAGGAGAUCCUUCCCUUUUCAUACCGCUCGCGCCAGAUUGCCAUCGUGACCGCCCGGAGCAUGUUCCGCCAGUUCGGCAGCCGUGUCAUUGUGAACGGGAGGAGGGUCCGGGAUGACUACUGGGAGACGAAGGCGCGCAAGCAGGGGUUCACCGAGGCCGACCCGGCGGGCGAGAAGCGGCCUGGUGCUUCUAAGGCCCGCGAGGCUGAGGCGGCCCACAGCGCCUCGAUCCUGGGAGCCCCGCACGGCGAGAUCGUCUACAGCACCAAUCCGGGCCAGUUUGGCGGUGCACCCCAGCCGCAGCUCAUGCAGCCAGGUAUGAUUGACGCAGCGCCGGGAAGCAGCUCGACCAGAAUGCCUUUGAUAACACUAGGACCAGAUUACAACGAUACGCGGAGUCGGGACUACUCGAGCAUCCUUAAGACGGGUCCUCGCCAGGAGAUCACCGGGCCGCCAUACCAGGACCGGAUCCAGCCCUCCCCGAUAUCCGAGCUGAAUGCCCAAGCCCAUCACGCGGCCGAGUUCAACCGGUCCAUCAACCAGCAGCGCGAGAUGCGCGGCGACUACAUGCAGAGUAUCUGGCGGAGGCCGCACGAGCAGCCUCCUCCGACGACGCUGAGCCAGCCCGUCAGCUCGAGCGACGCCACGGUGCCGACAUCGCGCCCGGGCCCGGCGUCCCACGCCAGUACCACCGGCCUGCAGCAGCCCGGCAUCGUCCCGAACCAGAGCCCCAUGAUGAUGACAGCCGCGCCGUACUCCCAGCCCAUCCAGGCGCAGAACCCGGUCGGCCAGAGCACGCUCAGAGGCUUGGCCCACGACCCUGUCCAGAGCACGUCGAGACCGACGUACCCGUCGUCCGGCUCCUCGGGCGCGCUGCCGCAGGCGACGCAGAACUACAGCUACUCGCAGAGCCAGAUGUGGCCCCCGACGCCGCAGACGCCGCAGCACGGCUACUCGGCCUACACGGCGCAGUCGCAGCCGUCGCCACACCCGCAGCAGCAGUCCCCAGCCCCGCAGCAGCUGCGCCACUCGAGCGCCUCCGGGCCGGUGCAGCCGGCCGGAGGACUGUCGUAUCCGGGCAUGCCCGGCAUGACCCAAGGAAGCUACGGCUCCCCCGCCGCGGGCCAGGGCAUGUACUCGGCCGACCAGACGCCCCGUCAGUACAUGCACCAGAGCCCGCAGGCGCCUGCCGUCACGCAGGCCUGGUCGCAGCCGCAGGCGCCCGGCCAGUGGUGGACUACUCAACCGCAGUGAAUGCCGCACUCCGGGUGCAGAUCUUCUGCGACGCGCCAGCGGGAGGGUAGUUUGUUUCGGCGGCUGUGCGCUGUGGUUCUGUUCUUUGCGCUCAGU
This is a messenger RNA of Thermothielavioides terrestris NRRL 8126, 2187 nucleotides long. RefSeq names its product chromatin remodelling complex subunit-like protein. The coding region runs from base 346 to 2091 and encodes 581 amino acids. Gene Ontology annotation, molecular function: chromatin DNA binding. The transcript has a single exon. The record is from RefSeq and is a predicted model, not a curated record. Gene Ontology annotation, cellular component: nucleus. NCBI's taxonomy places the organism in Eukaryota, Fungi, Ascomycota, Sordariomycetes, Sordariales, Chaetomiaceae.